This is a messenger RNA of Myotis lucifugus (little brown bat), 4336 nucleotides long. RefSeq names its product tribbles pseudokinase 2 (gene TRIB2). The transcript is spliced from 3 exons. Bases 1358 to 2389 code for a protein of 343 amino acids. NCBI's taxonomy places the organism in Eukaryota, Metazoa, Chordata, Mammalia, Chiroptera, Vespertilionidae. Gene Ontology annotation, cellular component: nucleus. The record is from RefSeq and is a predicted model, not a curated record. Gene Ontology annotation, biological process: regulation of MAP kinase activity; positive regulation of proteasomal ubiquitin-dependent protein catabolic process; protein phosphorylation. Gene Ontology annotation, molecular function: ATP binding; protein kinase activity; mitogen-activated protein kinase kinase binding.
GCGAGCGAGGCGCGCGCGCACACAGGCGCACACCCGCCAGCCCCGCUAGCUUAGAGAUCCCGGCCACGUAAGUAACUAUUAAUACCGCCUCGCCGGGAGAUGCGGGCGUGCUGAGCUCGGGGACUGGCCUCGGGCACCGUCGGCCAUCCCCUGCAAUUUUAAACACUCUUCCCUCCGAGGGGGAAAGGAACACAUAAAAGAAGAGGAAGAAAAGCCGGCAAUUUCCUCCAAAACCAAUCCGUCCAGGCAGAUCGGGUUUAGGGUAGGGGAAGCCGGAGUGGUUGCAAAUUCUUCCGAGGCAGGAUCCGGUGACCCGGCGGGAAGGAACGCCGCGGGCUGGCAGGGCUGGGGGCGCAUCCCCUUCCAGCGCCCGGAGGACCCCCGGAAGCUCGGCCAGCCGGGGAAAUCGGAGACCAUUGAUCUGCCCUGGACUCUGCCCGCGCUUCUCCCUCUCCUCGGAGGACCACCCGGAGCCCCGGCGAGCGGCGGCAGCAUGAGCCUGUGCUGACCGCCGGCCGGCCGGCCAAGCCUGCGCUUCGUCGCGGUACCUGAGCCCGGCCCGCGCCGCCACCCCGCGCCCGGCUUUUGCAAUCUUUUGUUGGCCGCGCUGACCGCUCCAAGUUAAAUGCUCCCUUGCUUUUUUUUUUUUUUUUUUUGGUCUGUUUGUUUAAUUCUUGGGAGAGCUCUUGCGAUCUUGGAAAAGCCUCAGACGCCAUCUACAGUUAAGUCGUAGAUAACUACCCUCUCCGGCAACCCCCCCCCCUUCCACGCCCCCCCACCCUUUCCACCAAAAAAGGGGGUGCAGCGCGGAUUCCGCCUGCCGCGCGGCGCGAGCCGGUAGACCCGUGCUGAUUUCCUUUCUCUUUUUGUCGGGUUUCUAACGCGCGGAGAGCAAGCGGCCGCCGUGCGCUCCCCGAAGAUUGCACCAACUCGAGCAGGGCUCCUGCCACCCAACCCGCCUGCAAGUCUGAAGCCUGCGUGGGGGUCGCUCCGGGGGACCCGGCGCUGCAGCUCCCACUUGAGCAACCCGGCUCCUCGCCUAGAUCCACGUUGGAAACAGAGGGAGAGAGAAACUAAAAGUGCCGCGAUUCUGCACAUCGCUGGCUGCUUUGGGGCAACAAAAGGACCCGAGCCGCUGCCGACCUAGUGCCCCCGGGAGCCGGGCUCGGAGCAGACCAGGUGCCCAGCUGCGCCCUGCUGGGGCUUCUAACUCUCUCUCCGCGCAGCCCCCUUCCCGUCCCCUCCCCUCGCGCCCCCUUUUAAAAUCCGUGGCACGGAGGCGCCUGCAGCCGCGCUCGCCAGCGACUCAUCCCUCCGGCGGGUUUUUGUUUGCUGGUCGUGUGCGAUCCCCACACUCAUGAACAUACACAGGUCUACCCCCAUCACAAUAGCGAGAUAUGGGAGAUCGCGGAACAAAACCCAGGAUUUCGAAGAGUUGUCGUCUAUAAGGUCCGCCGAGCCCAGCCAGAGUUUCAGCCCGAACCUCGGCUCCCCGAGCCCGCCCGAGACUCCGAACUUGUCGCAUUGCGUUUCUUGCAUCGGGAAAUACUUAUUGUUGGAGCCUCUGGAGGGAGACCGCGUUUUCCGCGCGGUGCAUCUGCACAGCGGAGAGGAGCUGGUGUGCAAGGUGUUCGAUAUCAGCUGCUACCAGGAGUCCCUGGCCCCCUGCUUUUGCCUGUCUGCCCACAGCAACAUCAACCAAAUCACCGAGAUUCUCCUGGGGGAGACCAAAGCCUAUGUGUUCUUUGAGCGGAGCUAUGGGGACAUGCAUUCCUUCGUCCGCACGUGCAAGAAGCUGAGGGAGGAGGAGGCGGCCAGACUGUUCUACCAGAUCGCCUCUGCCGUGGCCCACUGCCACGACGGGGGGCUGGUGCUGCGUGACCUCAAGCUACGGAAAUUCAUCUUUAAGGACGAAGAAAGGACCCGGGUCAAGCUGGAAAGCCUGGAAGAUGCCUACAUUCUGCGGGGAGAUGAUGACUCGCUCUCCGACAAGCACGGCUGCCCGGCCUACGUGAGCCCGGAGAUCUUGAACACCAGUGGCAGCUACUCGGGCAAGGCCGCCGACGUGUGGAGCCUGGGCGUGAUGCUGUACACCAUGUUGGUAGGGCGGUACCCUUUCCAUGACAUUGAGCCCAGUUCCCUCUUCAGCAAGAUCCGGCGCGGCCAGUUCAACAUUCCAGAGACGCUGUCGCCCAAGGCCAAGUGCCUCAUCCGGAGCAUCCUGCGGCGGGAGCCUUCCGAGCGGCUGACCUCGCAGGAAAUUCUGGACCAUCCUUGGUUUUCUACAGAUUUCAGCGUCUCCAGUUCAGGAUAUGGUGCUAAGGAGGUGUCUGACCAGCUGGUGCCGGAUGUCAACAUGGAAGAGAACUUGGACCCUUUCUUUAACUGAGCUCACGCCCCACAGAGACUGGGCUGGUACCGGAGCGGCAGAGGGCAGCGAAGGGACUUCCUCCAGGGACCACACGUCACCUGGCUCCGUAGCAGGAAUGACACUGACACUCACAGGUUUCUUGGUUCAAAGAAGGGAAACCUUCAAGGAGCUGACUGAACAUGUAGCAUGGGGACGGGAGGUGUGGGGUGGGGUCGGGCUCUGGGGCCGGGUCAGGGGUGGGGGGAAGCCCCCUGCAGUUUCUCCUCCCUGAUGGAGCCCCGGAGACCACCCCCCUCAGUUGGCUCUGUCCACCCCACUUUUCAUUUUGUUCAAAACUAGUUGCAGAUCCUGACAGAAUCGAAACUCUCUGCCUCAAACCCACAUCUCGGCAUCGCACUGUUAGCAUCUAACUUCUUGUCAUGAUUCAGGGAAGGUACAAUCGGCCAAGGGUUUUCUUUUUUUUCUUCUUCUUCUUUUUCUUUUUUCUUUUGAAACAAGCCAACCACCUAUCUGAUCAUUAACCGGUCACUUAAAGACAAUUCGGUGCACACAGACUGACAUGAAACCUGGGUGCUAAACUAAAAGAAAAGGAAAGUCCAGUUUGUGUCUCUUAAUCGCUCUCUCAACUCAUUCCUUCGAGGUAAAGUAUUCAAUACCCCGUUCGGGAAGGGACAUGUUCAUUCUCAGCUCCCUGAAAAGGGGAGGGGGACCUGGCCUUCAUAAGCUAUUCUGUUUCGUGUCAGGAAGCUCUUAGAAGUCAAACUUCCAGAGCAUCACUGCUCUCAUAGUUGAAAGAAAGAGAAAAGGAAGGAAGAAAGGAGAAAGGCAUUCGCCUCCUGAGUCUUUUUCCUGUUGAACGACCAGGGUUGCCUGCGAGGCAUCGCGCUGGGCGGAGAUGGGAGUGAGAGAGCAGGAAGCUUGGAGUCGGAAGCCUCUACAACCCGGGGCUCUCAAGAAAACAUGUGUGUCUUUGUUCGAUUGGAGACGAGCGAGACAGAGCAGGUUGUCCCCCAUGUGUAAAAUACAGGGCGGCUCUCUCGUUCCCUUCGUGGAGAAUGGCCCUCUUGGCUUCGGAGGCCCUCUGGUCUGGACAAAAACCUCGGUAGAGAUAAGUGGGAAAGACAAUAAGCUGAAAGCGAGGACGAUAUAAAUAAAACGGCUUCUACCCCCACACGCACCUUUGUAUCUUCGAGAACUCUUCUAUUUAUUAAGGAAAAUGUCACAUUGUGAUGUAUUAAGCCAGUACUUCAAUUACGGGUUGACUUGGGAGACAUGUUACAUGCUGUCGUUAACAUUUAUAUAUAUAUAUAUAUUUUUUUUUUUUCCUUGUUUGAGUAUUUCUGUCCCUGAAAUAACCUUUCCUUUGGCUUUUCUAGAUAGCUUUAUUUGAUUUUGAGUGGCCAAUGUUUUUUUUUUUUUAUUAACGGCUUUUCUAUCGCUGUAUGAUACAGAACUCUUUCGGCAUAAAUAUUUGUGUUUCCAGUACCUCAGUUGUUUGGAUUUUACUGCCUGUAUACGUUGUGUGAACUGGUCCUGUUUUUGGGUAGGUGACACGUGGACUCUAGUAUGUAAAUGUUACUUGAAUCUGUGCUCCAUUAUCGUAUGUGGCAUGUAUGUGCGGACCGUGGAUGCUUCACGCCUGCCCAACAGGAGCCCGGCCGGCCCCUUCCCGAGAGGGCGGCUCCCCCGUUCGUGUCUGGAGACAAGGCAGCCAUGGACGUGCCCUGGAUUCUAUUUUGAUAACAGAAGAUGGAGAGGAGAGGCUUUUUACACGCUGAGGAUGGUGCUGUGUCGAGGAGGACCUGUUUCCUUCCCUCCCCCUGUAUUUUUUAAGGACCCGGGAGGAGGAGAGAGUGGUGACAUGCAUGGUGGGAAUCUGUGGCCUCUGGUGCUUUGUCCUGUAUUUGGUUUAAUGUUUUUGUCCUAAUCUCUUCAAUCAAUAAAAUUGUGCGUAUUUAACUAAAA